Camelina sativa (false flax) is the source of this 1486-nucleotide messenger RNA. NCBI's taxonomy places the organism in Eukaryota, Viridiplantae, Streptophyta, Magnoliopsida, Brassicales, Brassicaceae. The record is from RefSeq and is a predicted model, not a curated record.
AAAAACACUCGCACUGAUUGGCAUUCUCCCAAAGUUUCUUUAUAAAACAGAUAACUGAUCCAUAAUAACUAGUCCUAAUAGCUGGUUCCUUGACACUAAUAAUACAAUUUACAAGUUUAAUCAUCUAAGCGGAUGUCUCUGUUACAGGAUUUCUGGCAGCUCCUUCGACCACUAUCCUCUGGAUUGACAAAGUCGUUCAUAACCAGUUGUGACUCUGGCGAGUCAGACCCGUGUCGGGAUGACGCGGCUGCUCUCACCCUCAAGUUCGCAGCUAUGGCUUCGAUCCUUGUCGCUGGAUCCGCCGGGGUCUCAAUCCCUCUUGUAGGAGGAACCCUCCUCCCGUUCAACGGUGGAUUAAUGAGGGGAGCGAAAGCGUUUGCAGCAGGAGUGAUCCUCGCAACAGGGUUCGUUCACAUGCUCUCCGGCGGCUCCGAAGCUUUGUCCGACCCGUGUCUGCCGGAGUUUCCAUGGAAAGUGUUUCCUUUCCCAGAGUUCUUCGCCAUGGUCGCGGCGCUUCUCACUUUGCUCGCUGAUUUCAUGAUCACGGGGUAUUACGAGAGGAAGCAGGAGAAGAUGAUGAACCUCUCCUUCGAGUCGCUUGGUCAGCACCGUUCCAUUAUUUCGGAUCCGGGUCUUGAAUCGGGUUUACUGAGGGACGAAGAUGGAGGAGCGUUGCAUAUCGUGGGGAUGCGUGCUCGCGCGGACCAUCACCGCCAUAGCCUCUCCAUGGGUGCUGAAGGUUUUGAGGCUCUCUCAAAGAGAAGCGUUGUUUCCGGUCAUGGACACGGCCACGGCCACGGGGACGUUGGCUUGGACAGUGGUGUAAGGCACGUUGUUGUUUCUCAGAUACUUGAAAUGGGAAUAGUAUCACAUUCAAUAAUUAUUGGAAUAUCACUUGGAGUAUCACAUAGCCCAUGCACCAUACGUCCCCUCCUUGUCGCUCUUUCCUUCCACCAAUUCUUCGAAGGUUUCGCCCUCGGUGGUUGCGUUGCAGAGGCAAGACUAACCCCGCGCGGAUCAGCCAUGAUGGCUUUCUUCUUCGCCAUCACUACUCCCAUCGGUGUGGCCGUGGGAACGGCCAUUGCCUCAUCUUACAAUUCCUACAGUGUUGCGGCAUUGGUGGCUGAAGGAGUGCUCGAUUCUCUCUCUGCGGGAAUAUUAGUUUACAUGGCGCUUGUUGAUUUGAUCGCUGCGGAUUUCUUGAGCAAGAAGAUGAGUGUUGAUUUCAAACUUCAAAUUGUUUCUUAUUGCUUUUUGUUUCUUGGAGCUGGGAUGAUGUCCGCUCUUGCUAUUUGGGCUUGAUCAUCAGUUUUAACUUUUUUUUUGGUCAGUUAAUAAAGCUAUUUGAUUUUCUUUUCUGAAUUUGUGUGUAUGGAACUAAAUCCUUUUGAUUUUAUGUUGUUUGUUGUCAUUUGUAGUUUAAGGAAGUAGUAAUUUGACUGAUCAACAUGUGUAUUACUCGAUCUAUUUGAUUUAAUAAAAACUA